AUGGACGCUGCCGGCCAUGCUCUCUACCACGCCAACUCCCUCUACGCGCGCAUGGGCGCUUCCUCCGGCGACUCCAAAUCUCGACCUGGAUACUACAAGAUCGUGGGGAUUGUCUUGGCUGUCUGCUCGGGCCUCUUCAUCGGCGUCUCCUUCGUCAUCAAGAAGGUGGGAUUGCUGAAGGCGAAUGUCAAGUACAAUGAAGAAGCUGGAGAAGGAUAUGGAUACCUCAAGAAUGCGUGGUGGUGGUUGGGCAUGACGCUGAUGAUCAUUGGGGAAGUCUGCAACUUUGUCGCAUACGCUUUUACGGAUGCCAUUCUGGUCACUCCCCUGGGUGCUCUGGCUGUCGUCCUGACGGCUAUCCUGAGUUGGGUCUUCUUGAAGGAGAGACUGAGCUUCGUCGGCUGGGUGGCCUGCUUCCUCUGCAUCGUGGGCAGUGUGAUUAUCACUCUCAAUGCACCCGAGCAGAGCGCCGUCGCCGACAUCCAGGACAUGCAGCACUAUGUCAUCACCCCCGGCUUCUUGAGCUAUGCUGGAAUCAUCAUCGUGGGGUGUGUCAUCGUCGCCUGGUAUGUGGGGCCACGAUAUGGCAAGAAGAGCAUGAUGGUGUACCUCACGAUCUGCUCUUUGAUUGGAGGUCUGAGUGUGGUUGCCACGCAAGGUCUGGGUGCGGCCAUCAUUGCGCAAAUCAAUGGCGAAGCGCAGUUCAACAAGUGGUUUACAUAUGUCUUGUUCGUCUUCGUUAUUGGCACGCUGCUGACAGAAAUCAUCUAUCUGAAUAAAGCACUCAACCUCUUCAACGCCGCCCUCGUCACACCCACCUACUACGUCUACUUCACCUCAUCCACCAUCGUCGCCUCCGCAGUCCUGUUUCAAGGGUUCCACGGCACCGCUACACAAAUCGUCGAUGUCAUCAUGGGCUUUCUGGUCAUCUGCUCAGGGGUGGUACUACUGCAACUCGCCAAAUCCGCCAAAGACGUCCCCGACUCCAAAGUUCUGGAUGGCGAACUCGAUCAAAUUCGAACAGUUGCGGAAGUCGCAGAACCCGAGUACGAGCCUCGUGCGGAUACAAUUCGUGGAGGUGCAGGCAUUGUCAGGGCGAUGAGUCAGGUGCGGACGAAGCGGCAGGCUGAAGAAGCGAAGAGGAUACACGAGGAGAGGAUGGAGGCUAUUGGGGAGGAUGAGACUGUUGAAUGGGAUGGUCUGCGGAGGAGGAAGACUGUCUCGACGGAAGGGCCUGGGUCGCUGCGUAGGAGGAAGACCGUACACCCACCACUGGGCAUGUCGCAUUUCCCGGAUCCUGACGAAGUCUCCGAACCUGAUAGCGAGGUGCAUCCAGGGUUCUUCGGCCGAAUAGGAAGAAGCAUGCGGUCAUCGAAACACCAGCGAGGACACAGCCCUGUGCCAAUGGACAGCGUGCCAGCUGACAAGGAGGAAGCAUUGCACGUAUACGGCCUCCCACCAGGUCUUCAAAAGUCCGACGCCCAAUACGACGACACAGCAUACCACUCCCCCGGCGGAGGACCAUCAGGAAGCACCCACAUCCACUGGGCCGGCCAAGAUGUCGACCGCGAACGGGCAGACUCCCGAGGAAGCAGCCUCGCACCGCCCAGACCCCCACCCCACGGCGGCGCGCCCUCAUCAUCAGGAGCCAAACGCCAAUUCUCCUUCCAAAACGUCUUCUCCCGGAAUAAGAGCAACGCCAGCACCGACGACGGCCAGCGACCGAUUAGUAGAGGCGCCCUGUCCUUCGCGAGCCGACGCAGCAGUCGCGAUUAUCCCACGGGAAACGCCACGACCGAAGAAGAGCGCCUCGGUCUGGUGCACGGCGACUCGCAUAAGAUCCUGCCGAAGUUCGACGAGGAAGCCGAAAGAGAGAGCAGUGACGAAUGGCAAGUCACCAGCGGGUCCAUGUCCAGCUCACCGGAGCAGCUGGGCGCGAGCGCGGAUUUGGGGCAGAGAAGAAGGCGGGAUCCGUACGAUGAGGACGAGGAUGAUGGGUUGUAUGACGAGCCGUUGAGGAGUCCUGCGAGGGAGGAUAGUGGUGAUCGGGGUGGCAAGGGAGGCCGUGCGUUUGUCUAG
Zasmidium cellare ATCC 36951 is the source of this 2079-nucleotide messenger RNA. RefSeq lists its product as uncharacterized. NCBI's taxonomy places the organism in Eukaryota, Fungi, Ascomycota, Dothideomycetes, Mycosphaerellales, Mycosphaerellaceae. Gene Ontology annotation, molecular function: magnesium ion transmembrane transporter activity. Gene Ontology annotation, cellular component: membrane. Bases 1 to 2079 code for a protein of 692 amino acids. Gene Ontology annotation, biological process: magnesium ion transport. The record is from RefSeq and is a predicted model, not a curated record. The transcript has 2 exons.